Drosophila obscura is the source of this 2170-nucleotide messenger RNA. Its product is annotated as cleft lip and palate transmembrane protein 1 homolog. NCBI's taxonomy places the organism in Eukaryota, Metazoa, Arthropoda, Insecta, Diptera, Drosophilidae. The transcript is spliced from 2 exons. Gene Ontology annotation, cellular component: endomembrane system; membrane. The record is from RefSeq and is a predicted model, not a curated record. Bases 103 to 2067 code for a protein of 654 amino acids.
GCGACCACGGUCACACUGGGCGCUAAUUGCAAUUUAUAAAGAACGUUGUGUAAAAAGAAAAACCCUGAGAGAAAAACGUGGAUAACGUUUAAAGUACACAACAUGUCGACUGCGGGUGAUGAACAGCCUGCGGCUGAGAGCGCGGUGGCUGCUGGGAAUGGGAACGCUGAGCUGGCCAACAAUGCGGGUGCUGAAGGUCAAGAACCGCAGCCACAGCCACCCCAAAAUCAGCCCUCUCGCAUGGAGUCCUUCUUUGCGAUGACCAAGUCGCUGAUCCUGCGAGCCCUGAUCAUCUACUUUGUCAGCUCGUUCUUCCGAAAGCCGACGACGAAUGCCGGCGAAGACAAGAGCGUGGCCGCAGCGGGUCCAAAAAUAACCGCGUGGAACUUUUUUGAGAACGGAACAGAUUUCGAUUUGCACGUCUGGCUGUCGGAGGAACCGGACGUUGUGAACUUCCAGCAGAAGGCGAAUCUGCUGUGGCUGCAGGAGGAUCUCACGUAUGGGGACUGGAGCUCGGGCCCCUCCAGGGACGGCAUCUACAGCCACAACCUGAAAAUUAGGGCCAGUCAGCAUUUAAUGAACAACGGCAGCGUCUACCUGCACGCCUUUGUGACGAGGAGCGGCGAGAGCCCGGACCCCAAAUCGGCGAACUAUGCCCGGAGCGGUCACAUGGGCCACCAGCAGCACCAGCUGAACAAGUUCAAGAAGCUGCGCGUGAAUCGUAACUACAACCUGCUGGCCAGCGAGAAGGAGAAGCUGGAGCACGAGCUGAAGCACGCGAAUCUCAAGGACCAGAUCGUGUCCCACUGGCAUCCCAAUCUGACGGUCAACCUCGUGGUGGACCAGACGAACUGGGCCCAGGGAUCGGUGCCGCCGCCACUGGACGAGUAUGUCAAGUUUGUGGAUGGCGGUAAGACCUAUUUGCCCAUUCUGUUUGUCAAUGACUACUGGAAUCUGCAGCGUGAAUAUUUACCCAUAAACCAGACCACUCCCGAGCUGGAGCUGCACCUGACCUUCCAGCCGCUCGGCAUGUUCAAGUGGCAGCUGUAUGCCGCCAAGCAGAUGAAGAACAAAUGGGCUGGCAACAUGCUGGGCGACAUUAUGGCAGCUGGUGCGGUGGAGGAGACCGACGAGGACCAGGACUCGCUCAAGGAGACCCUGCUCGACACGAACAUCUAUCUGCUCGGCAUCACUGUGGCCGUCUCCAUACUGCACUCGGUGUUCGAGCUGCUCGCCUUCAAGAACGACAUUCAGUUCUGGAACAACCGAAAGUCGCUGGAGGGCCUGUCCGUCCGCUCCGUGUUCUUCGCCGUCUUCCAGUCGCUCAUCAUACUGCUGUACGUGCUGGACAAUGAGACGAACUUCAUGAUACGCAUAUCCUGCUUCGUGGGCCUGGGCAUCGAGGUGUGGAAGAUCCACAAGGUGGUCGACAUCAACUACAACCAUGAGGAAAAGAUCCUGGGCGUGUUCCCCCGGAUCAGCUUCAACGACAAGGGCUCCUACUCUGAGAGCUCCACCAAGGAGUACGACAGGCUGGCCUUCAAGUAUCUGGGCUGGGCCUGCUUCCCCCUGCUGGUGUGCUACUUCAUCUACUCGCUGAUCUACAACGAGCACAAGGGCUGGUACUCCUUUGUGCUGAACAUGCUCUACAGCUACCUGCUGACGUUCGGAUUCAUCCUGAUGACGCCGCAGCUGUUCAUCAACUACAAGAUGAAGUCGGUCGCCCACAUGCCGUGGCGCAUGAUGACCUACAAAUUCCUCAACACAUUCAUCGACGACAUCUUCGCGUUUGUGAUCAAGAUGCCCACCAUGUACCGAUUAGGCUGCUUCCGCGACGACAUCAUCUUCUUUGUGUUCCUCUACCAGCGCUGGCAGUACCGCGUCGACCUCAAGCGAGUCAACGAAUUCGGCUUCUCCGGCGAGAUGGAGGAGGAGGCCGCAGCAGGAGCAGCUGGCGCCAAGCCAAAGCCCCUGCCGUUGGAGGGGCAGGCGAAUGCGAAUGGGGCGGCCAUCGAGGCGGCGGCCCCCACGACCAAAAAGACAGCCGCACAAAAGAAGCAGGACUAGAUAGAGCCAUGUUGGCCACAUGUACGAGCCAGUAGCCAGUAUAUGCAUUAGGAAAUUUCAAAGGCAUUACAUAUUAUAUCUAAUAUCUACAUUAUACUCUAAA